Messenger RNA from Phyllopteryx taeniolatus (common seadragon), 2147 nucleotides. RefSeq lists its product as uncharacterized. Gene Ontology annotation, molecular function: ionotropic glutamate receptor binding. The transcript is spliced from 7 exons. Gene Ontology annotation, cellular component: cell-cell junction. Bases 1133 to 2107 code for a protein of 324 amino acids. The record is from RefSeq and is a predicted model, not a curated record. Gene Ontology annotation, biological process: homophilic cell-cell adhesion. NCBI's taxonomy places the organism in Eukaryota, Metazoa, Chordata, Actinopteri, Syngnathiformes, Syngnathidae.
UCUGUUUUAAUAGCGCAGGUUACCAUGAUUAAAUUUGUACAAUAUGAAUUUAGGUCAAUUAAAAGUUAUGCUCUCCUUAAGAAUAGUGAAUAUCUUCUGGUAAAAAGUUGAGCAUUGAUUUUAUGUGUAAUUCAAUAUGUCAAAAUUAACAAGUUAGAUCAAUAUGUAUCAUAUCCUCUCUGUUAUUGUAGUCAAAUUGAAGAUGUUUGAGCUCAGAGGAAGAACCUUUGGUUAAAGAUUAUACCAAUACAGUAAGAAGACGGGAGAUAGUUGUCACGUCCUAAACAGCCAGUACUUGCCAGCUAUUUCUGCAGCUUCAAUGUUGCUGUUGGCCUCUUGGCAGCCUACCUGACGAUUUUUCUUCUCGUCUUUUCAUAAAUUUUGAAGAUCUUGAUUCUCUCCACUUGCUGAUGACUAUCUUUACUGUGUUCCGUGAAAUAUUGAACGCAGAGGUGUUAAACAUGUGGCCCGCAGUGCCAGAACCGGCCCAUCAGAGAGUCCAAUCCGGCCUGUGGAGAUGGAGAACACAUUCACUGCUAUUUUUCAAUAAAAGUAACUUUUGUUGCUAAUUUUGUUGGGGGGUUCACUGACAACAUGUAAAUGACAUUGAUGCACUUGUGAAGGCUAAACCAAGUUGCCAAGUUUCAGGAGCACACGAAUAUAAAAGUGUUCCAUGUUCACACUGAAAAUAAAUACCUCCUGUAGAAAUGUUUUAAGACAUUGAAUAUUACAAAAUUUCAGUCAAAAGCUUCACUUCAAAAGAGAUUGGGUUGUUGGAACUCCGUUUGUUUUUCUUCCAUGCACUGCCACAACUUAAAUUUUUAUGUAUACAUUUACAAUGGACGCAUAACUGAAUGGCGCACGCUCACUGAUUCAUAAUACAUUUCAAACUGCUCAUAUGAUUUGCAACAAAAUUUGCAACAAGAUUACUAUGAAGUAUUGUAACAUAAUAGGACAAAUAGGCAACAUCUAUCACAGAUCAUCUGCAGUUAUUUAUGCAGCGUUGAGCAAUACAAUCUAAUAGUGUUCCUCGAUAAUAGGAGAGUGUAGUAAUAAUGCUGCUUUUGUUUUGUGCACCAAGCUGACAAUGAGAGGUGAGAUGAGGCUGCAUUGCUCAAUACAUUAAUCAUGCAUGGCUAGUUUUCUUUUUUGGCACAUGAGGGGGGAGAGAGCAGAGCUUGCUUCUCACACAGCCAUGGUUGCCCCUGGACGACGUGCGCUCUGGAGCCUGUGCGUGUGCUUCACGGCCCUGCAUACAAAUUCUCUAAGGGUGACCAUGAGGGAGUCGACGGUGGAGGUAGUCCGAGGAGAUUUUGUCAUCCUGCCCUGCUCCUUCUUCACCUCUAGCCCCCUCUCCAGACUCAACAUUAUCUGGACUCUGGCCCCCCUCUCCAGUCCGGAAUCCCCCAUUCAGGUGAUCGUAUAUGACCAUGGCCAGAUUAUUGAAGACCCAUCUCUUAUUGGCAGGGUAGGCUUUACAGGUAUCCCAUGGAGCGCAGACAUCAUGGUGAAUGAUACUCGUGUGUCCGACGCUGGCAUUUAUCGCUGUAUGGUAAACAACCCUCCAGAGACGGCAGAUCCUGGCAUAGGAGAACUGCUGCUCACUGUUCUGGUGGCACCAUCUCUGCCCGCAUGCCAGUGGGAUGGCGACAUGGACGCGGGAGGCAGCGUCACGUUGUCCUGCUCAGUGGUCGAGGGUGUUCCCACUCCGGAGAUCCGCUGGGAUAAACUCAACCCAGAGGAAAUUUCACUGCCCAUCAACAUGGAGGGCGAGCUGUCGGGUUCGGUCCAAAUCGUUAACGUGUCGUCGCAGACGUCCGGCCUAUAUCGUUGCUCCGCCUCCAACCUCCUGGGAACGGAGAACUGCUACAUCAACCUCUCCAUUUACAGCGCAGUGGCAGGGAGUUCCUCAGGGAUCCUGCAGGGAGUGCUGCUUACUCUAUCCAUGAGCCUGAUGCUGUUAACCCUGCUGGUGCUCAUGACAUGGCUUCAUCGGACAGGCCAGGACGGACGACGGCGGGUCUCUAAGGAGGAGGAGGAGGAGGAGGAGGAAGGCUACAAUGAGAUCCGCUAUACUCCGUCUCUGAUGAAGCGCUCCUUUGUGUAAGAGUUAUUGUUAACAGGUUUUAAAUAAAUGCUCCAAACUA